Triticum dicoccoides is the source of this 1464-nucleotide messenger RNA. Its product is annotated as F-box protein SKIP23-like. Bases 126 to 1280 code for a protein of 384 amino acids. The record is from RefSeq and is a predicted model, not a curated record. Gene Ontology annotation, molecular function: protein binding. The transcript has 2 exons. Lineage: Eukaryota; Viridiplantae; Streptophyta; Magnoliopsida; Poales; Poaceae.
AAACAGACAACCGCACGAAAAAGAGAGCAGACAACCGCACGCCGGCACGCGCGCUCGGCGGCGCCUAGAUCGGCGGUGACGGAGGCACGUCGCCAUCGAGGAACCUAGAGAUUCCUGGCAGCAGCAUGGCAAGGUACCAGCGAUCAUGGUCUGACAUACCACCAGAGCUUGCUGCCCUGGUCCUCCUCCGCCUCCAUGCCCACUCUGACCGUGUCCGUUUCGCAGCUGUAUGCCGCGAUUGGCGCGCCUGCGCAAGGCAGCAUCAGCUGCCCCCGCCUUUGCCCUGGUUCAUACUCCCUGGUGGAACCUUCUUCACCUUACCCCACAGUGAAUCCUUCCUGAUCCCCAACGGUGUCGAAUUCCACAGUUCCUGCGGUGAGUGGCUUGUCUUUGCACGUGACGACAUCUGCUACCUCGUAGACACCUUCUCUAAGGUCACCUUGAAGCUCCCUGACCUAGACAUGUACGACCGCAUCGAGGAGCCUGACGAAGUUAUCAAUGGUCACAGCAUGUGCUACAUUUGUCUGGACGUGGAUGUAACCAUGUCAAUAUACAAGGUAAUCGUGUGCUCAGUGCUCCUUGUUGCUGCCAUCGUUGACAUCGGGGAUCUCCGCACUCUUGCGGUGUGCCGACCGGGAGGUAACCUAUGGUUUGUAAGUGCGCUUGGCUACGACAGGUCCUUUGACAUAAUUCUCCAUGGAGGCAAGUUGCUCACGGUUGAUGGAUGGAGGAACCUUUGCGUUAUCGAUGUCGAAGAGGACAGUGACAAUGGCAGCCUAUUCAUUUCCCGGAUCGAGCGCAUCAUCAAGGGUCCUCCCUGGCCCUUAAGGCAGUUCCCGGGUGGCCUCCUUGUAUUCGACCAAUACCUGGUUGAAUCUCAUGGCGCCCUGCUGCUGGUCCGUGGGACAAUCUAUGGCAAGCCACCUGAGGACAACCACACCGGGUUCGAGAUCAGGGCAGUACGGUUUGAAUUCGAGGUGUGUGAGGCAGACUUUCAGUCGUCGCAGUGGGUUGAGAGGAGGAGCGUGGGGGACGACCAGGUGCUGUUUCUUGGGCCGAGAUGCUCCAAGUCUGUCUGUGCGCCCCAGUACAAUCUGAAGGGGAACUGCAUCUUCUUCCUGGAUGACGGCCAUUGCCAGUGGUACUGGAAGCACGCGCCGAGCGCGCCGAGCUCGUACGCAAUAUUCGACAUGAGUGAUGAGUCGGUCCGCUCUCCGCUUCCUAGAGGAUCGUGCAAAGGCGAGGAGGCGCCGGCGACAUGGCAUUUCCCUCGGGGCUGAUAUGAAUUUGUUCCUGACAUAUGCAGAUCAGUGCUAGCUUACUACAAGCAGCGCAGUGGCUGAUGAUCGCUGAAUCGCUCCGUUGUCAAUCAGAUAUGUUCUUCAGAAUGUCAUUUGAUUCGGAAUGUUGUAGUCUGUAAGUUUUGACAGCGUUUACUAAAAAAAAUCCUUCUUCCUGAGUAGA